Molecule: messenger RNA, 939 nt
Organism: Pipra filicauda (Wire-tailed manakin)
Lineage: Eukaryota; Metazoa; Chordata; Aves; Passeriformes; Pipridae
Product: U4/U6.U5 tri-snRNP-associated protein 2
Exons: 4
Coding region: 56-607 (183 amino acids)
Biological process (GO): protein deubiquitination
Molecular function (GO): cysteine-type deubiquitinase activity
Source: RefSeq, a predicted model, not a curated record
CCAGCCCGCGGAGGAGAAGGCACAGCUGCUGCAGAACAGCGAGUACCAGGAGCGCAUGGUGGAGUCCACCUUCCUGUACCUGACCCUGGACCUGCCCACGGCCCCGCUCUACAAGGACGAGAAGGAGCAGCUCAUCAUCCCCCAGGUGCCCCUGUUCAGCAUCCUGGCCAAAUUCAACGGCAGCACCGAGAAGGAGUACAAGACUUACAAGGAGAACUUCCUGAAGCGCUUCCAGCUGACCCGCCUGCCCCCCUACCUCAUCUUCUGCAUCAAGCGCUUCACCAAGAACAACUUCUUCGUGGAGAAGAACCCCACCAUUGUCAACUUCCCCAUCACGAACGUGGACCUGCGGGAGUACCUGUCGGAGGAGGUGCAGGCGGCGCACGCUCACACCACCUACGACCUCAUCGCCAACAUCGUGCACGAUGGGAAGCCCUCAGAGGGCUCCUACCGCAUCCACGUCCUGCACCACGGCACAGGGAAGUGGUACGAGCUGCAGGACCUGCAGGUGACCGACAUCCUGCCACAGAUGAUCACCCUGUCCGAGGCCUACAUCCAGAUCUGGAAACGGCGCGAGGAGGAUGAGACAAACCAACAAGGGGCCUGAGACCCCCUGGGGACACCCAGAGACCCCCUUGGGAUCACUCCCAGUCCCUUGUGGAGAUGCAGAGACGCCUUUGGGGACACCCCAGGCUCCCUUGGGGACAUCCAGAACCCCCCUGGAAGCAACAACAGCCGUCUCUGGGACACCCCAAGAUCCCCUUGGGGACACCCAGAGAGCCCUGGGGACACCCUGAGCCCCUUGGGGACACCCUGAGCCCCUUGGGGACACCUAGGUCUCCUUGGGAUCACCCAUAACCCCUCCGGGGACACCCCCAAGCCCCUUGGUGUGUCUCUCCCCACCCCAAAUAAAUGCCACCCACUUAUUUUUGUAGCUCA